AUGAAGAAUAUGAUGCUGGCCAUGGUCUACAAGCUGAGAUCUGUUGAUCCAGUUGCUGUACCCAAGAUUCAGUUCAAUGACGCAGUGACUUUGUCCUGCAUGGCCUCUGGGUCAGAUGUCUCUUACCAGUGGUUCAAUGGCAGCUCAGAGGUGUUGGAUACUGAAAGGAUUCUCCUGAGUGUUGAUAGGAAAACCCUGAUGAUAUCAAGAGUGGUGAGAUCAGACGAUGGGCCCUUCUACUGCUAUGUGUACAACAAUGUCAGUAACAGCACCAGCAAACCCUUUAAUCUUGGUUCCUUACCAAGAACAGAUUACUCUUUGACAACAGUACAACUGGCAUCAGUGAUCAUCGGUUCAUUUCUAGCUGGUAUUUUCUUGUCAGUGAUCACCGUUCUCUUUGUAAAAUUCAUCAGGAGAAGUGCAAUUUGUGGAAAAUUUCCAGAGAGCAAACCAGACAAAAACGAGAACACAUCUGUAAAUUAUGAAAAUGUGCAUAACACCAAAAAGUUGGAUAAAGAUAUUUCUGUCACAAGUCCCAAUACAGACCAUCUUUACAUG
Polypterus senegalus (gray bichir) is the source of this 558-nucleotide messenger RNA. RefSeq names its product carcinoembryonic antigen-related cell adhesion molecule 20-like. The annotation marks the transcript as partial. The record is from RefSeq and is a predicted model, not a curated record. The transcript is spliced from 6 exons. Lineage: Eukaryota; Metazoa; Chordata; Cladistia; Polypteriformes; Polypteridae.